AUAAAUAAAUUACAGCCACUGGCGCACGUUGACGACGUCACCACCAAGCGCUCUAUAUUUGACGUAACUUCCCUCAGCACUUCCUUUUCAGCGUAGCGAGUCGAGAGGGACGAGCAGCAAAAAUGAGUAAGGUCUCCAGGGAUACGUUGUAUGAAGCCGUGAAGGAGGUCCAGCAGGGCUCCCUGGCCAAGCCGAGGAAGUUUGUGGAGACGGUGGAGCUGCAGAUCAGCUUGAAGAACUACGACCCCCAGAAGGACAAGCGUUUCUCUGGCACCGUCAGGCUGAAGACCCUCCCCAGGCCCAAGUUCUCUGUGUGCGUCCUGGGAGACCAGCAGCACUGCGACGAGGCCAAGGCCGCCGACCUGCCCCACAUGGACAUUGAGGCUCUGAAGAAGCUCAACAAGAACAAGAAGCUGGUCAAGAAACUCGCCAAGAAGUACGAUGCCUUCCUGGCCUCUGAGUCCCUGAUCAAGCAGAUCCCUCGUAUCCUGGGUCCUGGGCUGAACAAGGCCGGCAAGUUCCCCUCCCUGCUCACCCACAACGAGAACCUGAACACCAAAGUGGAUGAGGUCAAAUCCACCAUCAAGUUCCAGAUGAAGAAGGUGCUGUGUCUGGCCGUGGCCGUGGGACACGUGAAGAUGACCGAGGACGAGCUGGUGUACAACAUCCACCUGGCUGUCAACUUCCUGGUGUCUCUGCUGAAGAAGAACUGGCAGAACGUGCGCGCCCUCUACGUUAAGAGCACCAUGGGAAAACCCCAGCGCCUCUACUAGGGUUGCACAGCUUUUCUAUUCGUAAUAAAAAUGUGGAGAUGAUCCGA
Myripristis murdjan (pinecone soldierfish) is the source of this 820-nucleotide messenger RNA. RefSeq names its product ribosomal protein L10a (gene rpl10a). Gene Ontology annotation, molecular function: RNA binding; structural constituent of ribosome. Gene Ontology annotation, biological process: translation. The record is from RefSeq and is a predicted model, not a curated record. Lineage: Eukaryota; Metazoa; Chordata; Actinopteri; Holocentriformes; Holocentridae. The transcript is spliced from 6 exons. Gene Ontology annotation, cellular component: large ribosomal subunit. Bases 123 to 773 code for a protein of 216 amino acids.